GUAUGUACUAGGGAAUGUGAGUUACACGUCGUCAUACCAGCGCUGGACAGCUCUUUCGGCAUUACCAGGAGUGCGGCAUAGUUGCACCAACCGCUGCGCGAGUGUCGUCCACGCAUACAAGUUCAUUACCACAGAGUACGAAACACUUGGUAGCAAAUGAGAAGCGACAUGCUGGAGAUGAGCAACGAAAUCCAACGACUCGGAAUUGUGACGGCUCUGCUGGUUCUUUGUUCGGGAAGUGUGGCAAGUGAACAUUACAGGCGCGUGUGCUACUACGGUCCAGUACAUCACGUUGAACCUGACUUUAACGACCUGGACCUCAAGCUGUGCACACACAUCAUAUACGGGUUCUCCAAGGUUGGCGACGAUAAUGCACUGGUUGCUGCGAAUCCGAAAGACGAGGGCCGUUACAGAGAUUUCAACAGGCACGUGCAGAACUAUAAUAAAGGAAAAGAAGAAGCUUUGCAAGUAAAGACGCUCUUGUGUGUCAGCAAAGGUGCUUUCCCCACCAUGGUCGCAACUUCGGAGAACAGAACAACUUUCAUCCAGUCAGCUUUACAGAAACUGAAGGACUGGGGAGAUUUCGGAGGCUUGGACGUGGACUGGGAGUUUCCAAACAUGAUGGAUAAUCACCCCGAGGAGAAAGAAAAUUUUAAAGAAUUCCUGGAGAUGGCGAAACGGUCGAACGCGGCGUUGCAGACGACAUCGAAACCAAGUGAAGAAGUGGAACUGAAUGCAGAGUCGGGGUACUCCGCAACGCCGAGUUCGACCGUUUCGCCAUCUGACGGAAAGAAGCUGAAACACAGGAAUAGCUGA
Molecule: messenger RNA, 816 nt
Organism: Ornithodoros turicata
Lineage: Eukaryota; Metazoa; Arthropoda; Arachnida; Ixodida; Argasidae
Product: acidic mammalian chitinase-like
Exons: 5
Coding region: 157-816 (219 amino acids)
Biological process (GO): chitin catabolic process; carbohydrate metabolic process
Cellular component (GO): extracellular region
Molecular function (GO): chitin binding; chitinase activity
Source: RefSeq, a predicted model, not a curated record